AUGUUUGACGACAUCAGUUCUCUUCUGCCCGUAGAUCACAUGGUGGGGCUGCAGGAUGUGGCUUUCUCCAGUCGCUUGCGUGCUUUGGGUGGACAACGACUUCUCAUGAGUGUGAUAAGUUCCUACUUCCUUCUGAAUCAAGAAAGAUUCACCCACUUGCACCCGUUCAUCUGCCCGACGCCUGUUAACCAAAGGAUGACUUACACCAUCACUCAUCCCUCACUAAGUUCCCCUUAUGAUGUCAGCAUUACGUUCCUCCCAGCUGGACAUUGUCCUGGCUCUGUCAUGGUGCUAUUAGAGGGACCAGAUGGUAAUGUUUUGUACACCGGAGACUUCCGACUUUCACUAGAGGAUGUUCAGGCAAUGAAAGCCCUUCACAAAUUGGAUGGAAAACCCAAGACCAUCAAGACUAUUUACAUAGAUACAACUUUUUGCUCUGAGAAGGCCAUGCAUUUCCCUUCUAGGCAUGAGUCAGCUGAUAAGUUAGCAGAAGUCAUCCAGGAAUGGUUGAAUUUGAGCCCUUGGCAUGUGCAUGGCCGUGAUGUUGCUCAGGAAGGCCAGCUGAGAUGUGGCUUUAGGAGUGCAGAUGGAUAUCCUAUUUAUGUCAGAAUGAUAAAACCAUCUGUGAUGUGGUUUGCAGUGAGGAGUGAUAUGAGCGACAUCACAUCAGUGAGUGAAGAUUCCUCAUUUGUGCGUCUCUGCUACCCAACCCAUUCUUCUUGUUCAGAAAUCCUGGAUCUCAUCAAGUACCUAAAGCCAAUGCAGGCAGUUCCAAAUGUCAUUCCUUUUGGCUCAAGUAAAGAGAAGGUACUGGAGCUGUUGAAUUCAUUUCUGCAAAGAGAAAGACAGAGGAAAGGAAGUGAGAGCUCCUCUGAAGAGUUGUCAUUCAAGAGCAUACACCUUGAAGAGUCCCAGUUGUCAGGAGUAGGCAUGGUUCCAUUGGAUUCUUGUAGAAGUCAGGAAGGACCCAGUACAUAUGGUGAAGUGAAUCCACUUCUUCAAAGCACUGCUCACAGAUUGAGAGAAGAGGAAGAGGGAUGCUCUAGUAGUGACUGGUUGCUAAGAAAAAGCAUGAGAACCAGGAGGAGAAUCUUUGAGGAAACUGCUGAUGAACCAGCUUCAUUAAAAAGGAAAAGAAAGAACCCUGAAGAGGACAAGAUGUUGAGGUCUCUAAACAAUGUCAGCUCAGAAGAGGAAGGUGAAAGGCCAAGAGAUGUUCAGCUCAAGACAGUGCCAAAAGAAUCAUCUAAAUACCCAAGUACCCACAUUUAUAAGUUGGGUAGGAUAUCCAAUCCAGAGGUAGAAAGGACACCCAGUCAGGUAGAGGAAAGAUCAUCCAGUCAGGAGGCAGAAAGAACAUCUAGUCAAGAGACAGAAAGGACAUCCAGUCAAGAGACAGGAAGGACUUCCAGUCAGGACACAGAGGAGUAUUCCUGGUCUCAUUUUUUACCCAAGAUAGAAGAUGAGACAUCAACUCCUGACAUUCCAUUGGGGCCACCCACUGUGAUGAAAGAAGAUAAAGUUUUAUUAGAAAAAUCUCAGAACAAAGCUGGAAUGGAGUGGCAGGAAUUUCAUCCAAGAAGUCCAAGUAUGCCAUGUGCUGAAGUGAAAGAGCAAGAAGAAGCAGAGGGAAAUAUGGAUAAGGAGGAGAACAUUAGACCUGAGCAAAGGUCCAUCAUUGGGACAGCAUAUUCUGGAUCAGUGCUAUUCAAUUCUUCCCCUCCAGCUCCUCCAAAAGUUACCUAUGAGUCUCAGCUACAGCUGGGAGUAUCAGGAAGCCAGAAAAACUCAUCACUUUCCAACAAGCCCCAGCAUAUGUUUGACAUCAUUGACAUUUUUUGUUCCCCUGUCAAGUCAGACCCUGGAUCCAACACUUCAUCACAAGAGAGUAACACCUCAAUACAACACUCCAGCCACGAAUCAUCACAAAGGAGUGAAAUCUCAACAGUGCAAUCCAUCCAUGCAUCAUCACAAGAGAGUCAUGUCUCAGAAGUACAACCCAUGAAGGAAUCAUCACAAGAGUGUCUGGGGUCACCAGUUGAAUCCACUCAAGAUGGAGGAAAUCUGACACAAAGUGCCCAUUUCACAAAUGGGAACCUUGUGUCAGACAAAGCCAGCCUUGAAACUUUGCUAGUAUCAAGUCAUCAACUGACUGCUGAUUGCCUCAUUCAAAGAGAGUCCAUCCUUGCAUGCAUGAAGGAACAGGUCCAAGAACCUACCACAAUAGAGGAACGUGAUUCCUCAUCUGCAUAUCCUCGUGAGAAGAGUCCAGAUGUGAUAUUCUGUAGAUCCAGCACUUCCUGGCUAUCUGCUAAACUCUGUGCCUCAUCAACAGUGUUUAAUGGCAAAGGUGAAAUCCAGGGAAAUGCCUAUGACAUCAGACAGCGAUAG
Messenger RNA from Darwinula stevensoni, 2391 nucleotides. The record is from the annotation of a GenBank genome assembly. NCBI's taxonomy places the organism in Eukaryota, Metazoa, Arthropoda, Ostracoda, Podocopida, Darwinulidae.